AGCAGGUAGUGGCUCAUUACGAGUUAAAGACGAUCUUUGUGGCCUUUAUCAGUCUGCAGCAACAUCCGGAGCUUUCCUUUCAGCCAUUUCCACCUGCUUCAUUGAGCUAGUGAACCCGGACCGCCUCUGGAACAGAAGCACCCAGCUGCCGUCCUCCGCCGCUCCGCUGAAGCCGCCGGGAUGCAGGAGGAGGCUGGGCAGAGGAGCGAGGAGCAGCCGUGAAGCGACAUGGGCAGCGGCAGAUGGACAGAGCAACCGUGGGCCGACCACUGACACACAGACACAGUCAGCAUGGAGCAGGGCUUCAGUUUAAACUCCCUGAAGAAGCUGGCGGCGGAGCCGGACUACACGGACGUGACGCUAACGGCUGCAGAGCGAGUGCGAGCGCUAGCGAAGAUGGGGUGCUGCGUGGAGAUCAAUGAGGAGAUCGAACCCAGACGUUACUUUCGCUCCGGAGUGGAGAUGGAGCGCAUGGCAGCAGUUUACCUGGAGGAGGGCAGCCUGGAGAACGCCUAUGUUCUCUACACCAAGUUCAUCACGCUGUUCGUGGAGAAGCUGCCGAGCCACAGGGAUUACCAGCGAUGUUCGGCCAUUCCAGAGAAGCAGCUAAUCAUGAAGAAACUCCAGGAGGAGGCUUUUCCUCGGAAAGAGGAGCUGAAGAAACGUCUUCAGGAGAAGUACAGCAGGGAGCACUCAGAGUACCUCAGGAGCCAGUCGGUGGCGGUGGAUGGGUGUGGUCAGCGGCUGCAGCGGCUCACCUUGUUGGAGGAAGACAGGAGGCGCAUCCUGUUGCUGGAGGAGGAGAAGCAGCGAGUAGCCGCCCUCCGACGGAUGCAGAUCGAGUCGGAGCAGUUCCGCUACUUUGAGGACCAGCUGAGACGUCAGGAGCUGGCUAAUAAAAAGGAGGAGGCGGAGCUAAAGGAGCAGACUAAAGUGCCUGAGGUCACAGAUGGCUGCUGUCCAUCCAGGCAACCAAUCAAAAGCCGCGCGCAUUCUCAGGGGGUGGAUCCGAAUAAGAACCGGCCGUCUGUGACCAUGAACCAACCAGUUGCCGCCUUAGCAGCAGUACACAGUCAGAGGGUGGAGGGUCUGAGGCGGGUGGUGAUCCCCAGAGACCUGACAUACCGGUUCCUCCUGCUGGCUGACUCAAACACAGCCAGAGGAAUAGAAACCUGUGGCGUCCUCUGCGGGCGGUUGACCCACAAUGAGUUCCUGCUGACGCAUGUGGUGAUCCCAAAGCAAUCGGCCGGACCAGAUUUCUGUGACAUGGAGAACGUGGAGGAGCUAUUCGGCUUCCAGGAUCAACAGAACCUGCUGACUCUGGGCUGGAUCCACACCCAUCCCACCCAGACAGCUUUCUUGUCCAGCGUGGACCUCCACACUCACUGUUCCUACCAGCUGAUGCUGCCGGAGGCUGUUGCCAUCGUCUGUGCUCCAAAGCAUAAUGAUACGGGUGUGUUCAGACUCACCGGUGCGGGUAUGCUGGAAGUUUCUGGAUGCAGACUGAAAGGUUUCCAUCCGCACGCAAAGGAGCCUCCUCUGUUCACGGUCUGCAAACAUGUGGUGGUCAAGGACUACAAGCUCAACCUGUUUGACCUCAGGUGACAGAGGAGCCGCUGCCUCCCGUUUACUGCCAUGCUUUUAUUUUGAAGAGGAAACUGUGAACCUGCUGCCUCAGCAUGUGUGGGUUUCUGUUAUUCUGCCUGUUGUCUGUGAUGCAGUAGACAAUUAGUUUACUGCACCUAAACAAACUCAGAAGUGGGACUAACUGAGUGCCUUUAAACUGAAAAGUGCAGGAUGAGAGUGUUUGCUUCUGCUCUAUGAACUUAAAAAAUACGAUUCCUGAAUCUGCUGUGAAACCAGAAAUCCGGUAUUUGUUCUGCACUGAUAUGUUUUAAACACAGCAGAGGGAUUUUAACCCUUUAAUAUUUUUAUCUUAUUUUGAAAAACUGUCGUUUAUUUGUUUUUUCUUUUUUCUUUUUUUACUCUGCAGUUUUAUUUGUUUUUCCCCUGAACAGCUCAGAAACCUGCAGUUGAUCUGAUCAGACCAACCAUCUGUGUGGGGAAUAAGAACAUAAAGGAGUCAUAACCUGGAACAAUCCUAAAGUCUGUGUUUUUUUUCUUGUUUUUUUGAGUGGGAGUGUGCUCUCCACAAAGUCCAAUUUUGGUUGCAAGGUCCUUAAGCCGGAAUUAUGAUGAUACAAACUAUAUAUUUGAAGAAAUAUGUGGUAUCACUGAUUUAGAAAUAGAAGCUAAGGAAGGAAAUUGUCAUGACUUCAUUAAGAAUUAAACACACGUCUCAAAAGUUCUCUUUUCCGUGUAGGAAAACUUCAAAAGUGAUUAGUUUUUUUAGUCAAUAAGAAACCAUUGAACAAGUAGAGCUUCCAACUAUCAUGAACCCACCUGCAGGCAGUCACUAAUUGUUGGUACUUGCGUAACUUUUUGCCUAUUGUCUAAGAGACCAAACCGCUAACGCUGCUAAUGCUGCUAAUGCUGCUAA
Molecule: messenger RNA, 2500 nt
Organism: Cyprinodon variegatus (sheepshead minnow)
Lineage: Eukaryota; Metazoa; Chordata; Actinopteri; Cyprinodontiformes; Cyprinodontidae
Gene: stambpl1
Product: STAM binding protein like 1
Exons: 12
Coding region: 292-1605 (437 amino acids)
Biological process (GO): protein K63-linked deubiquitination
Cellular component (GO): membrane; endosome
Molecular function (GO): K63-linked deubiquitinase activity; metal-dependent deubiquitinase activity; protein binding
Source: RefSeq, a predicted model, not a curated record